Argiope bruennichi is the source of this 1686-nucleotide messenger RNA. RefSeq names its product ribitol-5-phosphate xylosyltransferase 1-like. Gene Ontology annotation, biological process: protein O-linked glycosylation via mannose. Lineage: Eukaryota; Metazoa; Arthropoda; Arachnida; Araneae; Araneidae. The transcript is spliced from 6 exons. The record is from RefSeq and is a predicted model, not a curated record. Gene Ontology annotation, cellular component: Golgi apparatus. Bases 131 to 1474 code for a protein of 447 amino acids. Gene Ontology annotation, molecular function: ribitol beta-1,4-xylosyltransferase activity.
UUCAGAAUGUUUGUUUUGUUUUUGUGAUGUAGCAUGAUGAUGGUGAUUAACAGAUGUUGAAUACGAUGGAAAAGAAUUCAUUUAAAUGUUUGUUAUUGACAAGUUUAUAUGACUGCAUUUUCUGUGUGAUAUGCUCUUUUCUUUGAGAACUAUUACAAUUAUUGUAUUUGUUAUUUACUGUGUUUUAACUUGUUAUACUGGUUAUUUACUUUUGAAGAAUACUAAUCAUGUUAAAGACGGUGUUCAAUAUACGCACAGAAAGCUGUCAUUGCCAGAUGAUGGAGAGGAUUGGAAUCCAUGGGGUGAGGAAUUUGAGAGGGAGAAAAGUUUCUAUAUGGUCGAGAAGGCCUCUCCAAUUAAGGUGCUGACAAAUCAGUCUUUGGAUGUAAACAAACAGUUUUCCAAAAAUAUAAAAAAUGAUGCAAGUCAACCAUUUGAGUCUACAUAUCAUGUUGAAAUUUGGGGAAAAGCUGCCAUUGGAUUGUACCUUUGGGAACAUAUUCUUGGAGGCAAACUUGAAAGCAAAAUGGAUGGCAUAUGGAAUUAUGGCUUUAAAAAAAUUGAAAAUUUCAAAUUGAAAUUUCGGACAGGUCCUGGGGUCAUUACAACUAAAGCUCCAAAUGAUGUGCAAAAUUUAAUUCUAGUACUGAAUGGUCGGAGUGAUGACAAAGUUUCUUUUGCCAAGAUGUGGCUGGAUUUUUUACCUCAAUUUCGCAAUCUGCGUUUUGUUUUAUUAAUUAUACUAGGAAAUGAGCAGUGCCAUAAUGAAUGGUUGGUUCCUUACAUGUCAAAAUCAGGAGGCUUAGUGAAUACGACAUUUGUUGUUUAUGACAGUCCUCUGGUGGAUAAUGUUCAUUUUUAUCAAUGGCCUCUCGGAGUUGCUACGUAUAGAGGAUUUCCUAAAGUGGAUCCUAAGAAAUUGGAUCUGGAGAAUUCCCGUCCUUAUGUGUGCAAUUUUUUAGGUUCUAUUUACCCUCAUUCAUCCCGAGAAAAGUUGUUGAAUGUGAUUCAGAGUAAUAAUCUGACACAGUUUUGUUUCAUCAAAGCAAGAUAUGAAUGGCAGCCAAAGGAAACUAAACAAACAUUAAGUGCGUAUAUUCAGAGUCUACAUCUAAGUGAUUUGACGUUGAGUCCAGUUGGAAUGAAUACUGAAUGUUAUCGCAUCUACGAAGCAAUGGCGUUUGGAUCGGUGCCUGUCGUUGAAGAUGUUAUGACACCCGGGAUUUGUGGCGAUUCUAAGGCAUUAUCAGCACCAGCUCCGCUGAGAUUACUCAAAUCUUUUAAUGCACCAGUAAUUUAUAUAAAAAAUUGGGCUCAAUUACCAGAUCUUAUAUCUCAAGAAUUGCGGAUGCCACUUGAAGAUAAAAUCAAGAGACGAGUUAAAAUUGUUCAAUGGUAUGAAAAUUUUAAAAUCCAUCUUCGUGAAAACUUGUUAUCAGUUUUAAAAACAAACAUUCUUAGAAGAGAGAGAUGAUUGUAAUACAUACAUUAGUCAUUUUUAUACUUUUAAAUGUUUUUCUAACUCACAUUUUUUUUUAUUUUAAUAAUUAUAUUAUCUGGUAUAUUGUCCCUGUGUCAUAAGUUUGAUAAAUUAUAAUUAUAUAUACAAAUAUAUAUCACUUUAUUAUUACAGAGGAAGUAGUUUCCUGAUGAUGUUUGUUUUGAAAAUAAAUUUAUUUUUAUAUA